GAAGGGCUGCUGUUUCCAGGAUGAAGAGAGUCCAAAUAUGUCUCUUGAGACACUUCUUUCUUUGGAUAGCUGGAGAUAAAAACAGACAGCUCCAUGUUGUGCUACUCAUUGUUGGACAGUCUCCUCCAGAGAACUACAGGGCUUAGCCAUUGGGAUCCACUAGCAAGGCCCUGCUGCCCACAACUAGAAUCUGGCCAGAUGGAUUCCAACAAGCUAGAGCAGGAACUACAGUGGAUGAAGCUGGUCUGGGAGGAGGAGGAGGCCCCAGCAGAAAAGACAGAAAGACCGCUUACAUCUCAGGGCUGGAGUACUCUGUUCCAGACAGUGUGGUGGGGUGCUCCCAGCCUGGUGAUGCAGCUGCUGAGGCAAGGUGCCAAUGUGGAGGAGAGGGAUCACACAGGUAGGACUCCGCUCCAUCUGGCUGUAAUGCGAGGGCACGCACCACUGGUUCGCCUACUGUUGCAGCGUGGGGCCCUGGUAGGUGCAGUUGACCACACGGGGCGCACACCAUUGCACGAGGCUGCCUGGCAUGGGCACUCGAACGUGGCAGAACUAUUGCUGCGACGUGGGGCCUCAGCAUCUGCAUGCUCUCAAACGGGUCUCACGCCCCUGCACGGGGCAGCUGCUCUGGGCCGCACGCUACUGGUUACAUGCCUCAUGGCGGCACCAGGUUCAGGCCCUGAUGUGAAAGAUAUAAGAGGUUGGACUGCCACACACUGGGCAGCGGCUUGUGGGCAACUGCCGGUGCUGGAGCUGCUGACUGCUGGAGGCAGCGUAGACCUGGAUGGCGCUCUUCUGGUAUCGGCAAUAGCUGGAAGUGCGUCAGCGUUGCGGCUUCUCCUGACACUGGGGGCAAAUGUGGACACCCUGGACAGUACGGGAGCCACUGCACUUGGCCUGGCAGCUGGCUUAGGCCACCACCAAGACAUUGAGGUGCUGCUGGGCCAUGGGGCAGACCCAAAUAUCAGGGACAGGAACAACCGCUCUGCACUCCACAGGGCUGCUACUGGUGGAUAUCUAUGUGUUACACAGCUGCUGGUGGCUAAGGGCAUUGAAGUAGAUGCUCGAGACUCGCUGGGCCUCACACCUCUGCACUAUGCUGCUCGGGAAGGCCAUGUAGAAGUUGUCAGCCAUCUCCUGGACAGUGGUGCACAAGUCAAUGCAGCUGGCUGGCUCCACAAGACUCCUCUGCACCUUGCUGUGGAGUGUAGCCAGAGCACCACUAUGGAGCUUUUGCUGAGCCGAGGAGCCAACUCUACCUUGAUGACACAGUGGGGUGAAAUGGCCCUGAUUCCAUAGGGUGUCUGCCCCAGGCACUGCCUGGUUCCCUGUACUAACCAAUCUUCUUAGAAACUACAGAAAGAUAAGAAACGUAGGGCUGUACUUCUAACAAAAUUAAGUGUUUGGUUAUAGAGAAUAUUUUUUUGUUAAGAUUUAUUUACAAAGAAUGCUACGAAUUAUAUCUUGUUUACCUAACAAAAGGAUUAUAAUUCUGCCAGGCAGGUAAGAUAACAAUGGUUAACAACUUAAAAAACAAACAGGGUUAUUUUGAAAUAACUGUGACAAUAUUUCUUUGCUGUGUAAAUCUCCCAUCUGUUCAAAAUGGUCACAUUCGCAGUUUCUGGCUCUGUAAAACAUGUUUAAAUGCUUAAAAUGUAAGUUGGUGCUGGAACCUAAAUGAGAGUUACAGAUGACAGUGUACAUGGAAUGUUAUAGCUCAAAAUCUACAUAAGUUGCAAAGAAUUUCUGUUCAGGGGUGAGGUCUCUUUGGGUGUUAGUCAGAACCCCAUUAUUAAAGCCCCUGCCCCAUUAGUCCCUGAAUUCCUGAAGUAAAUUCAUGGUUGUUGGUAGUGGUGCAGUUAACCUGCUGGCUCACUGAGAGCCACAGUCCCUACCAUCCCUAAGUUUCCUUCUGUGAGG
This is a messenger RNA of Grammomys surdaster, 1920 nucleotides long. It is a transcript of the gene Ankrd65, whose product is annotated as ankyrin repeat domain 65. Lineage: Eukaryota; Metazoa; Chordata; Mammalia; Rodentia; Muridae. Gene Ontology annotation, molecular function: protein binding. The transcript has 4 exons. Gene Ontology annotation, cellular component: nucleus; cytoplasm. The coding region runs from base 94 to 1299 and encodes 401 amino acids. The record is from RefSeq and is a predicted model, not a curated record.